Dipodomys ordii (Ord's kangaroo rat) is the source of this 2339-nucleotide messenger RNA. It is a transcript of the gene Trafd1, whose product is annotated as TRAF-type zinc finger domain containing 1. The transcript is spliced from 12 exons. The record is from RefSeq and is a predicted model, not a curated record. Bases 89 to 1831 code for a protein of 580 amino acids. Lineage: Eukaryota; Metazoa; Chordata; Mammalia; Rodentia; Heteromyidae.
GGCCGUUGUUCGGCGGCCGUAGGGAUCGGCGGCAGUGGCUGGCGCGGCCGCGUUCCUGCUCUCGUCCCGGUUCUCAGAAGAGUAAAAGAUGGCGGAAUUUCCCGAUGACCAGGAUACUCGUCUUUGUAACAACUGCUCAAAAGAAAUACCCGUGUUUAACUUUACCAUCCAUGAAAUCCACUGUCAAAGGAACAUUGGUGUGUGUCCCAUUUGCAAGGAACCAUUUCCCAAAUCCGAAAUGGAGAUUCACAUGGCUACAGAACACAGUCAGGUGGUCUGCAAAUGUAACAAGAAGCUGGAGAAGAGGCAGUUGAAGAAGCAUGAGGAGACCGACUGCCCUCUGCGGCUUGCGCUCUGCCAGCACUGUGAUUUGGAACUUGCUGUUCUCAAACUGAAGGAGCAUGAAGAGUACUGUGGGGCCCGGACGGAGCCGUGCGGCAGCUGUGGACGCAAUGUCCUCGUGAAAGACCUGAAGACUCACCCUGCCGUUUGUGGCAGAGAGGAAGUGGAAAAGAGGAACACCACAGCUAUGUCUCCUAAUGCGUAUGAUGAGGCGUGGGGUCAAGACAGAAUCUGGAUUGCUUCCCAGCUCCUCAGACAGAUCGAGUCUCUGGACCCACCUGUGCGGCUGUCCUCGAGGCCCCUGAGAAGCCUUGAGUCAGACUCUGUGCACAGCAGGACUUCAAGCCAAAGGAACGUGCCAGCCCAUUUUCCAAUUCAGAAUAAUCUGUUUGAAGAACAAGAAAGGCAGGAAAGGAACAGAAGCCAGCAGCCCCCCACAAAGAGUGGUGAAGAUAGCGCAAAUCUGGACUUCAUGCUGGCCCUCAGUUUGCAGAGUGAAGGCCAGGCCUCCAGCUUGGCAGAGCAGGACUUCUGGCAGGCUGUGUGCGAGGCGGAGCAGCUGCACAGUGGUCCCGGUUCUUUGAUUGAUAGGAAAGGUGCAGCAGAUGAGACCAUGCUGCCUUGUGAAUUUUGUGAAGAGCUCUACCCAGAAGACCUGCUGAUUGACCACCAGACAAGCUGUAAUCCAUCACGUGCCUUACCUUCACUUGGUCCUGACAGCUCUUCUUCCAGCCGGGUGGAGGAUCCUGGCGAUCUUUUCCAGAACAUUCUGCAGCAGGCGACAUAUGACCAAUUAGGCUUUAUAACAGGCCUAAAUACUCUCUCUCCUGUGGAAGGCAGCAUCAUCAUCCCAUGUGAAUUUUGUGGGGUGCAGCUAGAGGAAGAGGUGCUGUUCCAUCACCAGGACCAGUGUGACCAGCGCCCAGCCACGGCACACAGCCACGGGACGGAGGGCUUCCGGAGACAGGAUCCUCAGCGGCAGGAGGCCUCACCAGAGCAGCUCCGGAGGCGCAGCAGGCACCAGGGAGACCUGUCUUCUGGUUACGUGGAGGACACCAAGCAGGGGACUGCAAAAGGCUCCGCCUAUCCUCUGCCUCCCAGCAGACCCAUGAAUAAUAUGACUGCAACCUGCAACCGACUGUUAAAAUCAACGCCAGGCCCCAGGUCUGGGUACCAGCCCAGCCCUCCACGAGUGCUGAAGCUCAACAAUGCAGACGGCCAGGAGCUCCGGGGGCGGAGCGGGGGAGGGCAGAAUAGCUCAAUGGCCACGGACCACCCCUCAGUGAUUCACUCCAUCCGAAAUCUCUACCCCGAAAACCUGGUGCCCUCCCUCCCCCGUGGGCCUGCGGGGGGCUAUGGAGCCAGCAGCAGGAGUGAAGGCAGCAGGAGCUCCCGGGCCGCCCCCGCCGCUGCCAACUACCGCAGCCGAGGCGCAAAGGCGAAGCCAAAGCCACAGGGGGCUGGCGAUGCUGAGGAAGAGGAGGAGUGAUGACAUCCAGAGGCUUGAGCCCUGCGCCCCGCGCCCUGCACCCACCUUCUAUGCACACAGCACUUGCCACCGCUGGCCUUUCUCUCAGGCUUUUCAGGCAGGAGAGGCUUUGUGGAUUUUUUACUUUUUCUAGGUUCUGGCCAUUUUGUGUCUUUGGGCUUGUGCUGCAGGACUCUGGGUGUGAGGGAGGCCGCGGAGGACGUGCCUCCCGGCCUCCACUGCCUCUCAUGGCUCUGCCCACCAGGCUCUGUGUUUUGACACUGCCGCCGCCGCCGCUCCUUGGUGCUUUGCAGUCCUGGUGGAGGGAAGGGGGAGGGGGGGGGUUUAGAAAUCUGGCAGCCACCAGUGAUUUUUUUUUUCCUGUGGGCUCUUAAGCUUGGGACUUUUGGGACCUUCCCUGUGUGCUUCCUGACCAGCUCCAGCCUCCGGCCUCUGAUGCUCGCUCGUAGGCCAGUCACGGUGUCAGGAAGGAGGCCUGAGGGGAGUGGAGCAUAGGUGCGUGCUGGGG